AUGAAUGAGGCUCACGCCGCUUUACUUUCAGACGGCUGUUCAUCGCCGCACUUCAAAACGCCCGAACUGUCUCCGAUAGUGGACUUGACACUGUUUGAAACUCCAUUGUCAAAGCCAGACCAGCGACGAGUUGAGGAACCUUUGAUGCCGUUGGAGUUUGUAGGGACCCCAUCAUCUAGCCCAACGCUAGACCUACAACGGACAGCAAUGGAAACCUGUCAUUUCCAAGACGAAGUCAGCGCGGAACCUGUUUCUCAGGACAAUAUCGAUGCGUUGUUCAGCGAUGAUCUUGCUAGUUUCAUGCAGCAAACUGCCGUAGACACAAACAGGGCAAUUGAGCAGGAACGUAUAGAGCCAACAGCAACAAUCGCUCGAGUCUCGGUGCCCGUGAUGGACUUCAAUCUACCUGAACUUACGUGGGAUCAGAAUGACAACGAUUCUCAAAGCCAUUUUCGAUUUAUCCACGCGGAGUGCGACAGUAUAAGUGUGCCAGAAUGGCACAGAAAUCCUCUAGAGGACCGGCAGAUGUGGUGGAAUCCUUUCCCUUCAAAGCUUGGACACAUCUCGCUUACAGAGGCUAUCGACUAUGACAACGAGCCUCAAUUGUCUCUCCAUUAUCCCGAGCCCCAAAGUGUCCCAACCAGUGAGUGUUACGUAUGGAAGAAGCCAGGCUUGUCGAUUCUAGAAGGUACUGAUGAUGAGGAGCUGGAGACAUGCCAAAUCCACAUCGACUCAAACCAUGUCAUUCACUCACUUGUGAGGAAACGCAAGCUCGACAUGCUUGAAACCGUUUCAGACGAUCCACAACUAUCUUCGCCUUUAUCACCUGUAGAUCUCGUCGAGACUACUAAGACUAGGCCAAUCAUAGACAACUCGAAGCCUUUAUUGGUAGGAGUCGACGACCCUCAAGUGUCGUCUACCCUGCUUUCAAAUUUUGUGGGGCUUCGUAAUUAUAGGAAACGAAAGAAUGAGACAAGUUCCUUCUUUUCAAGUAAUAGCGCCACACGGAGGUUCGAGCAGCCUGGGCAUGUAGCAAACGCGCCAUCGAGACCAAAAGACCCUAGGGAGAAGCAAAACCCUUCUGUAUCGCCUCUAGAAACCGCGAAGAGUGCCCCUUUACCAGUUCUCAAAUACGGAAAACAAUAUGCGACCAUCAUCACAGCACUGAAUCUUGACCGCGGUGUCGUCGACCAGAUUGAGAAAUUAUUACCUGGUCUGAGUAUGGUCGAGCGAGAUUUUGAACGGUGGAAUAUGGUUGGUUGGGAUCGCAACUCUGUCUUAAGAUCGCCCAUCGUCUCGCCUCUCGCUGCAGAAGCAGACAUCAUAGUUUCGCCGUCGACUGGCAUCUUGACCACAACCUUGAUCCAAGCCAUCCAACAGCCACUUCCGGGGCACAAGGGCAAAGCAGCGAUCCGACAUAGGAUUGAGAAAAUCUCUCUGCGAUAUGAGCGGUUGAUCGUACUGGUGUCCGAGGCAAACCGAUUAGACGAAUCAGCACGGGUGAUGAACGCAGCAGAGCAGGCAGCAUUCUCCGAGUUGUCAGGAUUUGUUGCUGGUUUGAAUACCGAAACGCAGCUCUACUACGUUGGCGGGGGUAAGGAUACACUGUCACAGUGGCUUGCCCACUUUAUCGUCAAGUACUACACCGAAGAGAGCAAAGUCAAUGGCGCCGUCAUGGCAGAUGAAACAACGGCUGAAAUGCUAUUGCGUCGCGCUGGUCUGAACGCUUUUGCUGCACAGAUCAUACUAGCAACUUUGAAAGCCCAACAUUCGCAUGACAAUGGGAAUGGCCAGUACUCCGGGAUUGCGAGUUUCAUAAACAUGCCACAGGAUGAAAGAAUACGAACAUUCGGGCAGCAAUUAGGUGGUAGCAAUGUUAUUCGAAGAGUAGGAGCUGUACUCGAUGCAAUUUGGGAACUACAAUAA
Molecule: messenger RNA, 1926 nt
Organism: Neoarthrinium moseri
Lineage: Eukaryota; Fungi; Ascomycota; Sordariomycetes; Amphisphaeriales; Apiosporaceae
Exons: 1
Coding region: 1-1926 (641 amino acids)
Source: RefSeq, a predicted model, not a curated record